Danio aesculapii is the source of this 1345-nucleotide messenger RNA. Its product is annotated as gastrula zinc finger protein XlCGF7.1. Gene Ontology annotation, cellular component: nucleus. Gene Ontology annotation, biological process: regulation of transcription by RNA polymerase II. NCBI's taxonomy places the organism in Eukaryota, Metazoa, Chordata, Actinopteri, Cypriniformes, Danionidae. The transcript is spliced from 4 exons. Gene Ontology annotation, molecular function: RNA polymerase II cis-regulatory region sequence-specific DNA binding; DNA-binding transcription activator activity, RNA polymerase II-specific. The coding region runs from base 422 to 1288 and encodes 288 amino acids. The record is from RefSeq and is a predicted model, not a curated record.
UCUGUUCACAGGCCUACAGUCGAUGGUAAAAAGGGAGAAGAGGAAGGGGCUCAGCACGCAGCCCUGUGGUACACCAGUGUUGAGUGUGACGGUGGUGGAGCAGAUGUGGCCUGAUCUAACAUUCUGAGGUCUGUUAGUCAGAAAGUCCAUAACCCAGUUGCAGAGAGACGUGUUGAUAUCCAGGUCUCUGAGUUUGAUCAGUAACUUAGAGGGUAUGACAGUGUUGAAUGCUGAGCUGAAGUCAACAAACAGCAUUCGUGCAUAAGUGUUUUUAUUGUCCAGGUGAGUGAGUACAGAGUGCAGUGCUAUGGAGACGGCAUCUUCUGUGCUCCUGUUGCCACGGUAGGCAAACUGAUGUGGGUCCAGUGUGGAUGGCAGAGAGUCGUUCAGAUGUGCCAGGACCAACCGCUCGAAGCACUUCAUGAUGAUGGGUCUGAAGAAGCAGCAAACAGGAGGAAUUACUGCAGGAGAAACAACUGACAUAGUAAAGAUGGAGAUUGAGGAAGAACCCUGCAGAAUAAAAGAGGAAGAGACAGAGGAACGAAUAGUAAAGACAGAGUUUAAGGAAGAACCCUGCAGAAUAGAAGCUGAAGAUCAAGAACAAACAGAUGCAAACGCAGUCAAGGCAUCUUUCAGCUGCUCCGAGUGUGGAAAGAGUUACAAAAAUAAAUCAACAUUCAGAGUGCACAUGAGAUUUCACACUAGAGAGAGACUGCUGACAUGCACCGAAUGUGGGAAGUAUUUCGCUGAGAGAAGAAAGCUGGAUAGGCACACGAGGAUUCACACUGGAGAAAAGCCGUACACAUGCACUCAGUGUGGAAAGAGUUUCACAUCUAAAAGCACUCUCAAAGAGCAUCAGCUCUCUCACACCGGAGUGAAGCCGUUCAGCUGUGAUCAGUGCGAGAAAACAUUUGUGUCUGCAUCAUACCUAAGGAAACACCUUAAAGUUCAUGCUGGACUGAGGCCUCACUGUUGUACUUGUUGUGAAAAGAGUUUUUCACGACUGGAAACUUUGCAAAUUCACCAGAGGAUUCACACCGGAGUGAGACCGUAUACGUGCUCAGACUGUGAAAGAAGCUUCAGUACGUCAGCUAACCUAAAAACACACCAGAGGAUUCACACUCGAGAGAAACCACACUGCGAGAGGAGUUUCACUUUGUCAGAAGCCAUGAAAGAUCAUCAGAGGAUUCACUCUGGAGAUAAACCACAUCAGUGCUCCUCAUGCGGGAGAUUUUUCAGCGUUUUAGCAAGAUUACGAACCCAUGAGAAAAAGCAUUGCACAAAGUAAACAAAGUCUCCAUUGAAAUACAUUAUAAUCAAGUAAAUAAAGUGGUGUUUGAAUCAA